UAACAAUGGAGAUUCGAAAUUCUGAAACUGAAGAACAACGAGAUAGGAAGAGGACGCGAAAGUGAAAGCAAUUAAAGCCGAAACGCCAUUGUGUUUCAAUCUCUUUCCUGUCUCUUGCUCGACUAGGUGUCUCGCCCUGUGCCUUGGCCCAAGAUUAUUAAGGCAGAGAUCCCUCUGCCUUAAAGCCACCUCUCGUAAUGGCAUUUCAGGAUUUCGACCAGAUUUCUGAACGCCGAAAGGCCGAGAAGGCACGUAAGGUCAAGAAGAGAAUUAUCAUAGCGGUUGUCGUUAUUCUCCUCCUUGUUCUGAUUGCCGUCGGAGCCUAUUUCAUUGUCAACAAACUUAGCAACAAGAAGGGAAAUGCUAAGCAGGGCAAUACUACGCAAGGCAAAGCAGGGAAACCUGCACCGGCGGCUCCAAAACAGAAAAAUACACCACCGAAGAACAAAGCCCCUUCAAAUAGUAAGAAGAUCCUGAAGGAGAUGUGCAGUGCGACAGAUUACAAGGACAAGUGCGAGGGCAUCAUUGAAAAGGCAAAUGGCGAAACGAAACCCAUGGCAUUCAUCAAGACCGCAAUCUCAGCCACCUCGGACGAGGCCAAGAGUGUCUACAGCAAAACCGCUGAGCUCACUUUCAGCAGCCCGGAAGAGAAGGGAGCGUUCGAGGAUUGCAAAGGGCUGUUCGAGGACGCCAUGGAGGAAUUGGGGGACGCCAUUUCUCAGGUUGGCAACAACACUGAGUCAGGGAAAGUGCGCAUCGGCGUCUUGAACAGCUGGCUAAGUGCGGUGAUAUCUUACCAGCAGACAUGCGUCGACGGGUUUCCUGAUGGAAAAUUGAAGUCCGACUUGGAGAAGAUGUUGCAGACCUCUAAGGAAUUCACGAGCAAUUCCCUGGCCAUGCUUUCACUCCUUAACCAGUUGCAACUACCGAGUACAGGAGCAGCUGCAGGAUCAAAUCGCCGCCUUCUAUCGCAGGACAAGAGCGGAUUCCCUAACUGGAUGAGUCAUGAGGACCGAAGGAUGUUGAAGAAAAACGACAAGAAACUCACCCCCAACGUGACAGUGGCAAAAGAUGGCAGUGGAAACUACAAAACCAUUAGUGAAGCCUUGGAAAAAAUGCCCCAAAAAUACGAAGGACGGUAUGUCAUCUAUGUUAAAGAAGGAGUCUAUGAUGAGACUGUGACUGUGACAAAGAAGAUGCCGAACGUUACAAUGUACGGCGAUGGUUCACAGAAGAGCAUCAUCACUGGAAAUAAGAACUUAGCCGAUGGAGUUAGGACAUUUCAAACUGCACCUUUCGCGGCCUUAGGGGAAGGUUUUAUGGCAAAGUCGAUGGGAUUCAGAAACACGGCUGGACCUGAAAAGCGUCAGGCAGUGGCAGCGAGAGUCCAAGCAGACCGCGCUAUUUUUCUGAACUGCCGGUUUGAAGGGUACCAAGAGACAUUGUACGCACAAACUCAUCGGCAGUUCUAUAAGAGCUGUGUCAUUUCCGGCACAGUUGAUUUCAUCUUUGGCGACGCUGCUGCCAUCUUCCAGAACUGCUUGAUCUAUGUUCGCAAGCCUUUGGAAAACCAACAAAACACUGUCACAGCACAGGGAAGGACUGACAAACGGGAAACCACAGGAAUAGUGUUGCAGAAUUGCCAAAUCAUGCCUGACAAAGAUCUUGAGCCAGUAAAGUCCCAAUUCAAGACCUACCUCGGAAGGCCAUGGAAAGAAUUUUCGAGAACCAUAGUGAUGGAGUCGACAAUUGAGGACCUGAUUCACCUGGAUGGAUGGACACCGUGGGAAGGAGAUUUCGCGUUGAAAACGUUGUAUUACGCAGAGUAUAACAACAAGGGACCGGGCGCAAAAACUGACAACAGAGUGAAGUGGGAUGGAUACAAGAAAAUUAACAAGGAAGAGGCAAUGCAGUAUACUGUAGGGCCUUUCUUGAAAGGGCACGCUUGGCUCAAGGUUGAGGGUGUUCCUGUCCGCUUCGGCCUAUUUGAAAAUUAAAUGGAGUCUAUUCGUGACACGGAGAUGACAAUGGUGGUGUUGAGUUAUGUGAUCAAGAAGAGUGGAACAUCUGUGUUUGGAAGGGAAUGGUAAUGUUGUCAGUUUCUUUGUUUUAGCACUGAUCAUCAAGGGAGUGAAAUUGACAUCCUGCUUUAUUUGCAACACACUAAUAUAUAUUAGCCUUAAACGAAGAAAAAAAAUCGAAUUACGUACGAAAAAAACAUACGGUUCACUGUGUAGCGAAAUUCAUUCAAUUGAAUUCUAGGUUGUAACAGAAUUGAAUGCUUAGGUUUACAUGUUUCCAAAAUUUCGUUCUUUGAUUCAAAACAUUGUUCCAAAAAGUGGAGAAAGUUGUGUUCUGGUGGGGGUGGAAUCCUGAAAGUGUAGAUGUGAAUGUGAUGGAAAUGAUGUACUGGAAAUGGACUCUCUGCUUGUUUUUGGUGUUGUUUUGA
Malus domestica (apple) is the source of this 2449-nucleotide messenger RNA. Its product is annotated as putative pectinesterase/pectinesterase inhibitor 45. NCBI's taxonomy places the organism in Eukaryota, Viridiplantae, Streptophyta, Magnoliopsida, Rosales, Rosaceae. Gene Ontology annotation, molecular function: pectinesterase inhibitor activity; pectinesterase activity. The record is from RefSeq and is a predicted model, not a curated record. Gene Ontology annotation, biological process: cell wall modification.